AUGAGUGACAGUAAAGAGCAAUCGGAGGUUCCACAGAAUGUCAUACCGCAUCCUCAACCGAUCGAUUAUUUUUAUGGAGUUGCGAUCACAGGGUACUCCCCUUAUCCUUGGACAAUCGUUCGAGACUUCUUCUACAAACGACUCGAUUGGCAGAGUGAUCGUGAAGGAAUAUCGAUUGACAUGAACGCGGGAUCUCCACUGAAGAUUUCUCAUGAUUUCAUUCUGGCCAAAGCUCAUGAGUUCAAAGAGCCCCCGUUCACAUGGAGAAGAAUUUGCGAGUUGAUGUCGUCAUGUCUCACUCAGUAUACCAAAGCACACAAGUACUUUCGCGCUUUGGAAAAGGUUUUGAACGUG
Molecule: messenger RNA, 354 nt
Organism: Ostertagia ostertagi
Lineage: Eukaryota; Metazoa; Nematoda; Chromadorea; Rhabditida; Trichostrongylidae
Source: the annotation of a GenBank genome assembly